Molecule: messenger RNA, 718 nt
Organism: Chenopodium quinoa (quinoa)
Lineage: Eukaryota; Viridiplantae; Streptophyta; Magnoliopsida; Caryophyllales; Amaranthaceae
Product: nuclear transport factor 2-like
Exons: 2
Coding region: 126-500 (124 amino acids)
Biological process (GO): nucleocytoplasmic transport
Cellular component (GO): nuclear pore central transport channel
Source: RefSeq, a predicted model, not a curated record
CUCAGUCUCUAAAACCCUGCUCUUUUUUUCAUUCCCUUGACAACAUUCUCCUCAUAAAUCACAAACCCCAUCACCGCCGCCGCAACAACCACCACAAUCUCCGGCGCAAAAUCUAGAGAGAGAAAAUGGAGCAAGGUGAUCAAGUAGCAAGAGCAUUCGUAGAACACUACUACUCAACAUUUGACACAAAUCGUGCAGCUUUAAGCAGUUUAUACCAAGAAAGCUCAAUGUUAACUUUUGAAGGUCAAAAAUUUCAAGGUGCUCAAAAUAUUGUUGGUAAACUUACAAGUUUACCCUUUGAGCAGUGUAAACAUUCUAUCACUACUACUGAUUGCCAGCCUUCUAGCUCAAAUGGUACUCUUCUUGUUUUUGUUAGUGGUAAUCUUCAGCUUGCUGGUGAACAGCACCUUCUCAAGUUUAGUCAGAUGUUCCAUUUGAUGCCAACCCCUCAGGGAAGCUUCUAUGUGCAGAGUGACAUAUUCCGGCUUAACUAUGCUUGAAACUACAUUAUCACAUUAAAUUUCAGUCAAAAAACACGAAAGAGGUUUUGUAGUGUUCAGCUACCAGAUCAAAGUUGCUCUUGUAUGCUGUUGCUUGAGAGUAAUGGUUAGUCCACAAACAUGAAUGGAAAUGUAAUUUUGCGGAUUACUUGUCGAAUUUGUUUUGAUCGUAUUUUGGAUUUUCUUAUGAAGUUUUGGACACGCUUUCGAAUCCUUAA